Molecule: messenger RNA, 126 nt
Organism: Laccaria bicolor S238N-H82
Lineage: Eukaryota; Fungi; Basidiomycota; Agaricomycetes; Agaricales; Hydnangiaceae
Gene: FAS-4
Exons: 3
Source: RefSeq, a predicted model, not a curated record
UUGGAUUUCGCUAUCAUCACUGGCUGGAAGGUGUGCCACCAUGAAGCCAAUCAUCCUGCACCAAUUGGCGCAGACCUCCUCAAAUUUGCAGAAGUUCGCAUCGUUUCUGCCAUCAACGCCAACAAA